UUAUUGUGAAAGGGAAAAGUUUUUCUUUCCUCUGUUACUGCAUGCCAAUUUUCUUCUUCCUUCAUAUUUGGAUCCUCUUCCUCCUAUAAAACACAGAUACUCUCUCUUUCCACUCUCUGAAUUUAUUUCCUUGAGUUUCUCUUCCAAAUUUCUACAGACUACCUCCUCCGUCCUCAUGGCCUGCUCAGCCAACGAGUUGGCCCAGUUUUUCGGCCCCAACAUCACCAACUCCACUGCCGCUGCCGACUUCAUCUGUUCCCGCUUCACCAUCUUUGAUAACAACUACACCGCCACCAAAUAUGCCAUUGACAGUACCUACCUCCUAUUCUCUGCCUAUCUUGUAUUCUCCAUGCAGUUAGGUUUCGCCAUGCUCUGUGCAGGCUCUGUUCGCGCCAAAAACACCAUGAACAUCAUGCUCACCAACGUUCUUGACGCUGCUGCUGGCGGCCUUUUCUAUUACCUCUUCGGUUUCGCUUUUGCCUUCGGCACCGGAGGCUCAGAGAAUGGCUUUAUUGGCAAGCACCAUUUCGGUCUCAAGACCAUCCCAUCCAAUGAUUUGGACUACAGCAACUUUCUUUACCAGUGGGCGUUUGCUAUAGCCGCAGCUGGGAUUACUAGCGGCUCCAUCGCGGAAAGAACCCAAUUUGUGGCUUAUUUAAUAUAUUCCUCCUUUUUAACUGGGUUUGUUUACCCGGUUGUUUCUCACUGGUUCUGGUCUACCGAAGGGUGGGCUUCUGCUUUGAAAACUCACAAUCCCUUGUUUAAUAGUGGAGUCAUCGAUUUCGCUGGAUCUGGGGUAGUGCAUAUGGUGGGUGGUAUUGCUGGGUUAUGGGGCGCUGUCAUUGAAGGCCCAAGAAUAGGCCGUUUUGACCAUUCCGGCAGGGCCAUUUCCUUGCGUGGACACAGCGCUUCUCUGGUGGUUCUCGGUACUUUCUUGCUCUGGUUUGGAUGGUAUGGGUUCAAUCCUGGGUCUUUCAACAAAAUCUUGGUGGUUUACACCGAUGGGAGCUAUAAUGGUCAAUGGAGUGCAGUUGGUCGAACCGCCGUUACCACCACCCUAGCAGGUUGCACUGCAGCUUUGACCACUCUUUUUGGGAAAAGAAUUUUAUCUGGCCAUUGGAAUGUAACAGAUGUUUGCAAUGGCUUGCUUGGUGGUUUCGCUGCCAUUACUGCUGGGUGCUCCGUUGUUGAUCCAUGGGCUGCAAUAAUCUGCGGGUUCGUUGCUGCUUUGGUAUUAAUUGGCUGCAACAAGUUAGCUGAGAAGUUAAAAUAUGAUGACCCACUAGAGGCUGCCCAGCUUCACGGUGGUUGUGGCGCUUGGGGAGUGAUCUUCACCGCUUUGUUUGCCAGAAAGAAGUAUGUGGAUCAGAUUUACAAGCCGGGUCGACCUUACGGGUUGUUCAUGGGUGGUGAUGGAAGGCUCUUGGCUGCUCAUCUCAUACAGAUUCUUGUUAUCACGGGGUGGGUCAGUGCCACGAUGGGUCCACUGUUUUAUAUUCUUCACAAGCUUAAGCUUUUAAGAAUCUCAGCUGAUGAUGAGAUGGCGGGUAUGGAUCUGACCCGGCAUGGUGGGUUCGCUUACAUUUACCAUGAUGAAGAUGAGUCCUCAAAGCCUGGAAUCAAGUUAAGGAACAUUGAACCCUCAGCCACAACUUCUAAUUCAUCGGACGUUUAGAACCUUUUUUUUUUUUUUGCAUUAUUAAAAAAUAUUAGGGUCUGGCGGAUGAGUGAGUGGUGCAUGUUGGGGAUAAUGAAUACUUGGACUAGAAUGGUUUGUUUUCAAUCCAUAAUUAUAUAAGUUGACAUGAAGAAUAUGAAAUUUUUGUUUCUGUAAUAUAUAAAUUGACACCUUAAAAUUUUAUUUUAAA
Molecule: messenger RNA, 1868 nt
Organism: Hevea brasiliensis (rubber tree)
Lineage: Eukaryota; Viridiplantae; Streptophyta; Magnoliopsida; Malpighiales; Euphorbiaceae
Product: ammonium transporter 1 member 1
Exons: 1
Coding region: 176-1675 (499 amino acids)
Biological process (GO): ammonium transmembrane transport; ammonium homeostasis
Cellular component (GO): membrane
Molecular function (GO): ammonium channel activity
Source: RefSeq, a predicted model, not a curated record